AUGUCCGGCACAUCACAACAGUUCCCACUUCCUCUCCCACCAAGUGGGCUGCCCAUUGGAUAUGGUUGGGAAGAACGCGAUAUGUCAGUAUUAUCGACGACUACUGCAUUCAACACCAGGAUGGAUAUUAGGUGGGACAUGUUCCUUGGUCAGCUUUGCUCUGUCGUCUGUGGGCAGGCCAGUGGUGCGGUGCUCCAGCAUUGUCACAUUUCAAGGGAUUCAGAGCCACAACUUUGGUUCAGCCUGAAGGCCCAUAAUUGGAUCCUUUUGCAGGCCAAAAGUCUUCCUCGGCAUGAACUGCAUGAUGGCCUGCUCAUGUGUAGCAACCAUAACCUCUUUUUCAAUGCUUAUGAUUUCUUCAUAUGUUUCUUCCCCGAUGUGAGAUUGAUUUUUUUGUAUUUGUCAUUGAACUACUCCGGUGAUCCUGCUAUUCAGCAAUCCCACAGCAAAGCUAUUGCCCUUGACAUCAGGGAUCAGCACGCGCCCUUCCCUUCCCUUCCCUGUUCAUCAUUCAUGAGAUGUCAUGCCAUCAUGGAGGGCAUGCCAGAUGGAGGGCAUGAGCUGGAGUGGCAUGGCAGAGGAGAACAUGUCUCUUCUAUUGGCGUACAAGAUUGUCAACCUUGA
Suillus subalutaceus is the source of this 624-nucleotide messenger RNA. RefSeq lists its product as uncharacterized. The transcript has 3 exons. Lineage: Eukaryota; Fungi; Basidiomycota; Agaricomycetes; Boletales; Suillaceae. The record is from RefSeq and is a predicted model, not a curated record. The coding region runs from base 1 to 624 and encodes 207 amino acids.